AUGGCAAUGUUUGAGAGCAGAACAUCGGUUAGAGUUUCAUUAGAUGACACACAGCAAUUAACUUGUGUCAUAGAAGCUGCCGAAAAUGUACAGGGCCAUACAGCUUACAUUUUGAGAGUUCAGCGUGGUCUUGUUGGAGACAAUUCCUGGCACCUGUCACGUCGGUACAGUGAUUUUGUUACACUGAACACUCACCUCCAACCUGCCGGUAUUGAUUUCGUACUUCCACCAAAAAAAGUUUUUGGUAACAUGGGCAGAGAAUUCAUAGCAGAACGGCAACAAGGACUGCAGGCUUACAUCAAUGCAGUUCUAGAACAUCCAAUGUUGGCAAAUUCUUUAGCAGUGAAACAGUUUCUUGAUCCAGAGAGGUAUUCGUGUAAUUUUGUUGAGACAGCUCUUCAGCAUGUCUCCAUGGUGUUUCGUUCAGAGUCUCAGUGGGAAGUGGUUGAACCUCUUCCUGACAUGGGUUGGAGGCUAAGGAAGCAGUAUUUCCUUAUCAAGCCGAAAGGAGAGUCCAAGGAGAGGCAGGUUCUUUCUUGGGUCCCACUUGGCCCCGAUCAUUAUCUUGAAGAUAAAGAUUUGCAGUCAGCUAUAAAGCUUCUAACUGCUUUACAGCAUCCAUUCAUUUAUCCUAUAUGCAAGCCAAGAAACUCCUUCCUGAAGAAAUAUAUCAGUCCAAAGUCAAUCACUCCUGUUCCUCAGCACUUGAUCAAAAAGUUUGGUCGACAGAUUCUUAUAGCUUUAAAGUUUCUGCAAGAUAAAGGAAUACCUCACGGCCAUUUACAUUCUGGAAAUAUCAUCGUAGAAAAAGAGACAUGCAGGUUGUUGGAAGUAGAAAACCAGCUACUAGGUUUGCCAGCUUACUUUCGACCACAGUUUAUACAAUUACGAAAGGUCCAGACUUUGCAGAAUGUGGACACAUAUUCUUUUGGUCACCUUGUGUACGAGAUGACUUUUGGUUCUCUGUGCCUCACGCCGACCUGUAACUCUUUCCCUCCAGAAUGUCCUGCUGAGCUGAGAUCAAUCCUGGAAGCCACCAUCUCAACUGAGGCAUGUAAAAAUGGACUUCCGUCAGUAUCCCAUUUGCUAUUACAUCCGUUCUUUGCCAACCUGUCAAAUGUGGGACAAGAAAAAGUCCACUUAAAAGUACCACCUCAAUUAAAAGAAAACCUCCAAAAAGCCAAAGAACAAGUAGAGGCCAGAAUCAAAGAGGAGCAAAAAUGUUUUCGCCACAGCCAGCGUUUAUCAAAAGUCCAUGCUCAUUUCACAUCAGAAGAAGAAAUUAAAAAACGAAUAAAUGAAAGGAAAAAGCAACAGAAGCUAACUACAACUACAACUGUGCCAUCAACAACAACUACAACAGUGCAAAAUGGUGCACCAACACCAUUGACAUCAGAAAAAGAUUCGACUUUACCAACAGCACCUCCUCCUCCUCCUCCUCCUCCUCCCCACCACCAGCUCUUUCAUCUCCACCACCACAUCCUCCACCUCCACCUCCCCCUUCUCAACUCUUAAUUUCCUCACCAAAUUCAGUAAAUAGUAAUGGAGUUCCCCUUCCCAACCUGUCUCCACCUCCUCCCUCUGACCGCAAGUUGUUACUGGGUUCUAUCGAGGCCUUUAACAAAGGAAAACUGAAUAAAACUACCACUAAGGAUUGCAGUAGUCCAAAGUUUUAGAGCAUCACCACCUGGUGUUCAUCUUACAAACUACUGUUUGGAAACAAAGAAUAUUAACAGAGUUUGAGAUGAAGGAGGAGAUUAAUAAUAGCUGAACUUCUCAUAGGCUUACUCUUAAUGGGCACUUUAUAGCUGGGAAAUAUUAACUAUUGUCUAUUAUGUACAAAUAUACAUAGGGCUAGACUCCUUGAACUAAGAUAUAAUGUUUUAUUGUGUUAUAAAUUAAAAUAAUCAUAGCAAUUGGAGUCUUGUUUUGUCUGAUGGAAUAAUUAUUAGUUGUAAAAAACUGGUUAUCCUCUUGCUGUUAUCUAUAGGAAACAAUAUUUAAGACAUUAACAAUUCAAAAUAAAAAUAUAUAUUGUUAUUUUUUCAUGCGUAUGAAUACGAUUUUAUGAAACAUUUGAG
Limulus polyphemus (Atlantic horseshoe crab) is the source of this 2081-nucleotide messenger RNA. RefSeq names its product PX domain-containing protein kinase-like protein. Gene Ontology annotation, cellular component: extrinsic component of endosome membrane; late endosome; early endosome. The transcript has 15 exons. Lineage: Eukaryota; Metazoa; Arthropoda; Merostomata; Xiphosura; Limulidae. Gene Ontology annotation, biological process: early endosome to late endosome transport; protein targeting to lysosome; endosome to lysosome transport. The record is from RefSeq and is a predicted model, not a curated record. The coding region runs from base 1 to 1515 and encodes 504 amino acids. Gene Ontology annotation, molecular function: phosphatidylinositol binding.